CAUGCAACUAGAAAAACAUCUUGAAGAAUGAGAAGUCUGAUGUCUGUGCUGUUCCUGGUGUUCUUCUGCUCUGUGCAGAUGACUUCAAGCGCUGUCAUUUCAAUUGAUGCAGCACAAUCAAAGUGCUGUGGAGAGUUCACUGAUGUGAAGAUUCCUCUGAAACAAGUGGCUUCUUACUACUGGACCAGCAGCAGCUGUGCCAGACGCGCUAUUGUGUUUAAGACAAAAUCAGGGAAAGAAUUCUGUGUUGAUCCAGAGAUCCCCUGGGUGAGCGGCCAUGUUGCUAAAGUGGACAAAAGAACAACAGUCUAAAAGAAGCUACACUGUUUUUG
Messenger RNA from Sinocyclocheilus grahami, 332 nucleotides. Its product is annotated as C-C motif chemokine 22-like. Lineage: Eukaryota; Metazoa; Chordata; Actinopteri; Cypriniformes; Cyprinidae. Gene Ontology annotation, cellular component: extracellular region. Gene Ontology annotation, biological process: immune response. The record is from RefSeq and is a predicted model, not a curated record. Bases 28 to 312 code for a protein of 94 amino acids. The transcript is spliced from 4 exons. Gene Ontology annotation, molecular function: chemokine activity.